CUCGAAGAGGAAAUACUACAGCGGAGGUGCUCGUUUUUACAGACAUAAUUUCAUUUUUUGUGUGGAAAGAGGACCGAAAUGGACAGAAGUUAUUGCUUUUUAGCACUAUGCUAAGAAUCCAGGCAGCUAUACCACCAUGCUGGAACUGGGCUCGUGUUCUGUCAGCUCUCAGUCUCUGACAGAUGACCACAAUGCUUUGGGGCAAUCUCCAGUCUCAGAGAGGCCUGAGUGUCCAGCAGCUGGUUUUGGACAGAUGUGUGGCAGCAGCAGCCCCAAGCAGCACGUCUUGUACCCCUCUCCAACGGACUGUGAAAACUGGCAGAAACACCGGGGACGGCUGGCUGGAGGUUCGAGCCUCUACUCUGAGCCUCACUCUCUCCUGGAGCCCCAGAGUCUGUCCACCAGCUACGACACCCUCUACCUCCCACAGAUGUCUGGGCAGGCUCAAAAUCUCCACCCGAACCGUGUUGGGCUCUCUCUGGAUGUGGCCACAACGUUUGACGGUGGAGUUGGGAUGCUUGGGGUGGAUGGAGAUUUGGCUGUCAGUCCUAACGUAAUCAAUAGACGACGGGGAGGCCUGAUUGAGCAGAGAGACAUUGUCAAAGCACACCAGGCCCAUAAAAUACAUAGCACACCACAGGCUCGACGUAAAGAAUGGGAAAUGGCCCGCUUUGGAGACGAUGUCCCGGGCUUGUUAAGCUCCGGGGAUGGAGGUUCGGAGCGCAACCGGAACCGCGAUGGAGCGGCCGUGUCCACAGGUGGGAUCUCCCCGGCGUUCAAGCAGACCAAAGCGCAGCGCGCCCGCACCAUGGCCCUGUACAACCCCAUCCCGGUCAGGGAGAACUGCCUCACCGUCAACAGGUCGCUCUUCAUCUUCGGAGAGGACAACGUGGUCAGGAAGUACGCCAAGAAAAUCACCGAGUGGCCUCCAUUUGAGUACAUGAUCCUUGCUACCAUCAUUGCUAACUGUAUAGUCUUGGCUCUGGAGCAGCACCUUCCUGGCGAGGACAAAACCCCCAUGUCCAAGAGACUGGAGAAGACAGAGCCUUACUUCAUAGGGAUGUUCUGUUUAGAGGCCGGGAUAAAGGUCAUCGCUCUGGGUUUUGUAUUUCAUAAAGGUUCCUACCUCAGGAAUGGCUGGAACGUCAUGGAUUUUAUUGUGGUCCUCAGUGGGAUCCUAGCUGCAGCAGGGGCUCAUAUGAACAUCUCAGUGGAUCUGAGGACUCUGAGGGCUGUGAGAGUCCUACGUCCCCUCAAACUGGUCUCCGGCAUACCCAGUCUGCAGAUAGUCCUGAAGUCAAUAAUGAAGGCCAUGGUACCGCUGCUGCAGAUUGGUCUUUUACUGUUCUUUGCCAUCCUUAUGUUUGCCAUCAUCGGCCUGGAGUUUUACAGCGGCAAACUGCACAAGACCUGCACAGCACAGCCAAGAAUACUGGAAAAUGAGACAGUGGACUCAUCUGAGUACGAGUUCCCAUGUGGCGUACGUCAGUGUCCAGCCAAAUAUGCCUGCGCAGAAACCUGGAUUGGGCCUAAUGACGGCAUCACCCAGUUUGACAACAUCCUGUUCGCAGUCCUCACUGUCUUCCAGUGCAUCACCAUGGAAGGGUGGACCACUGUGCUCUACAAUACCAACGACGCCUUGGGUCCCACCUGGAACUGGCUUUACUUCAUCCCUCUCAUCAUCAUUGGCUCCUUCUUUGUCCUGAACUUGGUGCUGGGAGUGCUCUCUGGCGAAUUUGCCAAAGAGAGGGAAAGAGUGGAAAACCGCAGAGCCUUCAUGAAGCUGAGACGCCAGCAGCAGAUUGAAAGAGAGCUCAAUGGCUACCGCGCCUGGAUCGACCGAGCAGAGGAAGUUAUGCUUGCAGAGGAGAAUAGGAAUCCAGGACCUUCCGCACUUGAUGUGUUAAAGCGAGCCACCACCAUAAAGAGGAGAGGCAUGGAUGUGCAUCAGGGCCAGUCAGGGGAGGAACAUUAUGGUGAUAUCUCUUCUGUGGGCAUGCCCAUGGCUAGAGCAAGCAUUCGGAGUGCAAAACGAGGUCCAGCAGCCUAUUUUCGACGUAAAGAGCGUCUGCUGCGGAUUUCCAUUCGCCGUGUGGUGAAGACACACACUUUUUACUGGACAGUGCUUAGCCUUGUGGCUCUAAACACGCUGUGUGUCGCCAUUGUGCACCACAACCAGCCUCUAUGGCUGUCCAACUUUCUCUACUAUGCAGAGUUUCUGUUCCUCGCUCUGUUCCUGACAGAGAUGUUUCUGAAGAUGUACAGCUUGGGGCCGCGUCUCUACUUUCAUUCCUCGUUUAACUGCUUUGACUGCAGUGUAAUCAUUGGCAGCAUCUUUGAAGUGCUGUGGGGUUUCUUCAGACCGGGAACUUCAUUUGGUAUCAGUGUCCUUCGUGCUCUCCGUCUGCUUAGGAUCUUCAAAAUAACCAAGUAUUGGGCGUCUCUGAGAAACCUGGUUGUGUCUCUGAUGAACUCCAUGAAGUCCAUCAUCUCCCUGAUCUUCCUUCUCUUUCUCUUCAUUGUUGUCUUCGCACUCCUUGGCAUGCAGCUUUUUGGUGGCAGGUUCAUCUUUGAAGACUACACGCCAACAAACUUUGACACCUUUCCUGCAGCUAUCAUGACUGUCUUUCAGAUCCUGACUGGAGAGGACUGGAAUGAGGUUAUGUAUAAUGGUAUUCGCUCCCAAGGAGGAGUGAAGUCGGGGAUGUGGUCCUCUAUCUACUUCAUAGUUCUCACUCUUUUUGGAAAUUAUACUCUUCUGAAUGUCUUUUUGGCCAUUGCUGUGGAUAACCUUGCCAACGCACAAGAACUUACCAAGGAUGAAGAGGAAGCAGAGGCAGCUUUCAACCAGAAGCAUGCUCUGCAGAAGGCAAAGGAGGUUGGACCGCUUUCCUCCUUCAUGUCUUCAGAGGGAAGCCGGAGGAGGCGGCCCUACCUGUACAGGAAAAGAGCCAUACACCGCAGCCGGCCGACCUAUUCCUACUCCCUGGAGGAGGCCCAGAGCAGUAUGAGGGAGGGCCGCCCACCUCCACCACUCAAACCCUCUAACUCUUUCAUGUCCAGGAGAGAGAGGAGAAAGAGGAUGACCAUGUCUGUUUGGGAGCAGAGGACCAGCCAGCUAAGGAGACACCGGCAGAUGUCCAGCCGAGAGAUCUUGUUCAGCAGCCCCGGCGAGGAAAAAGAUGGCCCCCCUUCUUCAGCUCAUGGACGUCCCCUGUCACUCCACCGUAAGGUCAUGCAGCACACACCAUCAGGGAGCAUGAAGCGACUGACUGACCCUCCGACUUCACCAGCCAAGAACCAGCCUCCAGGGUCCUCUGUGGCUAUGGAUGUGCCCCUAGAUGCCACUCUUGCUGGUGACAUUCCUGAACCACCUAUGUCAGUCCUGGAAUCAGAGUCUUUGGAUCCAACAAAUGUACCAAGCUUGACCUUACCAGAGCCGCCUGAAUCCGAAUCUGCUGGAGAAAAUGGAAAACUCGGCCUUAACAAACACGUUGCUGAGCGUCGAAGCCCUAGACUGAACGCAGAACUUCAACACAAGCAUGUAAAAAAGUUCAGACCUCCAGAAAAUGUUGAUACACUGACUCCUGAGAAAGGAGGUUACAUUGAGAUUAGGGGCCGAAGGGGGCAUCACUGUGACCAUCGGAACGGGACCAGAAAUCAAGCAUCUUCUCCUGGAAAUGAAGGAAAGUUAGCUUGUAGCUCUGACUUUGGAGAAAACAGAAUAAAUUCUAGGAAAGUCAAGGAGAAGGGAGAAGAGCCUGAGAACAAAGAUGGCGAGGUGUACAAACACGAAGAGAGCAGACUGGCUAACCGAAAUGAGGGAGGAAACCCUCAUUUAAAAGACAUUCUCUCUGGUGACCCGUGCCCUCGGAAGCAAGAUGAACCUCUGGACCAGUCUGAAAUGCCGACGCCCAAUAAAGCAGAGGAUAACAAUGAAGAAAAGGAGUCAGAGCAGGACCAGGAUAAGCUCAGCUUCAGUGUGAUCAUUGAGGUGCCUGAUGUGCAGUCAUCUCUUGAACUCUCCACCAUCACAGUCAACAAUAAGGACCCUGAGACCUGCAAGUCAGAGAAGGAAGAGGCAGAAGAGACAAAGCCUAUCAACUCUGUGACCCCAGACAGCAUGUUCAUCUUCAAACCUGACAACCCGGUGCGUCGAGCAUGUCAUUAUGUGGUAAACCUAAGGUACUUUGAAAUGUGCAUCUUGCUGGUCAUAGCUGCUAGCAGCAUAGCGCUGGCUGCAGAGGACCCUGUAGCCACGUCGUCAGACUGGAAUAAGGUUCUACGUUAUUUUGAUUAUGUGUUCACUGGAGUCUUCACCUUUGAAAUGAUCAUAAAGAUGAUUGACCAGGGUCUGAUCCUCCACGAUGGCUCCUACUUCAGAGAUCUGUGGAACAUCUUGGACUUCAUCGUUGUGGUGGGUGCACUAGUGGCCUUUGCCCUCACCAACGUGAUGGGAAACAAUAAAGGUCGGGACAUAAAGACCAUCAAAUCUCUGAGAGUGUUACGUGUCCUCAGACCUCUGAAGACCAUCAAAAGACUUCCUAAACUUAAGGCGGUGUUUGACUGCGUGGUAACAUCUUUGAAGAACGUCUUCAACAUUUUGAUUGUCUACAAGCUUUUCAUGUUCAUCUUUGCCGUCAUCGCCGUGCAGCUUUUCAAGGGGAAGUUCUUCUACUGUACCGACAGUUCAAAGGACACACAGAAAGACUGCCAGGGUUACUACAUUGACUACAGUAAGGAUAAGAGAGAGGUGAAAAAAAGAGACUGGAAGAGGCACGAGUUUCAUUACGACAACGUCAUCUGGGGUCUGCUCACGCUAUUCACUGUUUCCACCGGAGAGGGCUGGCCUCAGGUUCUGCAGCACUCUGUAGAUGUGACAGAGGAAGACAGGGGUCCAAGUCACGGCAACAGGAUGGAAAUGUCAAUAUUCUAUGUCAUCUACUUUGUUGUCUUCCCCUUCUUCUUUGUCAACAUCUUUGUGGCUCUUAUCAUCAUCACCUUCCAGGAGCAGGGGGACAAGAUGAUGGAGGAGUGCAGCCUUGAGAAGAAUGAAAGAGCGUGCAUAGACUUUGCCAUCAGUGCAAAGCCCCUGACUCGAUACAUGCCACAGAACCGCCACACGUUCCAGUAUCGUCUGUGGCAUUUUGUGGUGUCGCCAUCGUUUGAAUACACCGUCCUGACCAUGAUUGCUCUCAACACUAUUGUCCUUAUGAUGAAGUAUUACUCUGCCCCGCCUGCAUACGAUGCCUUCCUGAAGCACCUGAACACAGCUUUUACGGUGCUCUUCUCUAUCGAGUGUGUUCUGAAGAUCCUGGCCUUUGGGUUUCUGAACUAUUUCAGAGACACUUGGAACAUUUUUGACUUCAUCACGGUCUUGGGCAGCAUCACUGAGAUUGUGGUAGACUUGCAGCGCAUUGACACGUUCAACAUGAGCUUCUUGAAGCUGUUUCGAGCCGCUCGUCUGAUUAAACUGCUGAGGCAGGGUUACACCAUCCGUAUCCUCCUCUGGACCUUUGUUCAGUCCUUCAAGGCUUUGCCCUACGUCUGCCUGCUCAUUGCAAUGCUCUUCUUUAUCUACGCCAUCAUUGGAAUGCAGGUGUUUGGGAACAUUAAACUCAAUGAGGAGACUCACAUUAACCAGCACAACAACUUUAAAACCUUCUUAGGUGCUCUGAUGCUGCUGUUCAGGAGUGCAACAGGGGAGUCGUGGCAGGACAUCAUGCUGUCAUGUCUGGGCGGCCAACAGUGUGAAAUGGACCCAUCUCUUCCCCCUGCAACACUGACAACGGACCAGAAAGAGGCCUGCGGCUCAGACUUCGCCUACUUCUACUUUGUCUCCUUCAUCUUUUUCAGCUCUUUCCUGAUGCUGAACUUGUUUGUGGCUGUGAUCAUGGAUAACUUUGAAUAUCUUACAAGAGACUCAUCCAUCCUGGGUCCACAUCACCUGGAUGAGUUUGUCCGAAUCUGGGGGGAGUAUGACCGGGCUGCCAGUGGUAGGAUCCAUUAUAAGGAGAUGUACAAAGUUGUACGCACUAUCUCACCUCCUCUGGGCUUUGGAAAGAACUGCCCCCACAGGGUGGCGUGCAAGAGACUUGUCCUGAUGAACAUGCCUGUGGAUGAUGACAUGACCGUCCACUUCACAUCCACCCUCAUGGCCCUCAUCCGCACAGCACUUGAGGUCAAGAUAGCAAGAGGAGGAGAAGAUCGAAAUCAAAUGGAUUUGGAUCUGCAGAAGGAGAUUGGUGUUAUCUGGCCUCACCUCUCUCAGAAGACACUGGACCUGUUGGUUCCAAUUCACAAAGCCAGUGACAUGACUAUAGGGAAGAUAUAUGCUGCCAUGAUGAUCAUGGAUUAUUACAAGCAGAGCAAGGCCAAGAAGCUGCGCCAGCAACUGGAGGAACAAAAACAUGCCCCCAUGUUUCAGCGUAUGGAUGCUUCCUCUCUUCCUCAAGAAAUUCUAUGCAAUGCCAAGUCCCUUUCAUUUCUCAGACACAGUGCUGGAUCUGCUCUCACCAGAGGAGGUUUUGUAGCGCUCAGCCCCAUUUCUCCACAGGAGAUGUUCCUGCAGCCACGGCCUCACUCCAGGGAGGAGAAAAUGGAGGAGGAGGAUGAAGAUUAUCAUUCGCCGUACCCCCUGUAUCACCAUCCACAUCAACACCAUCAUCGUCAUUUACAUGCACUGGUGCCGGAGGUAGUGGAGUACAACCAUCUGAUGCAGCAGGCCAGGCAGGACCAAACAGUUAUUAAAUCACCACAGCACACUGCAUCUAUCAGAGCGUCCUCCAUGCCCAGGCUGGCUGUUGAUCCACAGCCUGCAGUGUCAGAAGACGGGAGGCUGAUGAAACGCUCCUUCUCCACCAUCGGAGAUCAGUGUGUGAACAGUCUGUGGCAGGACCAACAUUCUCUGGAGAAAAUCAGUCCUGAUGGCACAUUUAGAGCUCGUCAAAGGAGUUACAGAGGUCCCAAAAUCAGCCCUAGAGAAACAAGCAGUCGAGAGAGAGGGAGAUCGAAAGAACGGCGUCACCUGCUGUCUCCCGACGUGUCCCGUUGUAACUCUGAGGAGCGAAGCAGGGAGCCUUCCUGUGAGAGGAGGCAGUCCAGCUCACCGAGUGAAGGACGCAUGCAUAACGUCCAGAAACAGGUAAUCACAUCAGGCAGCCCGCCAAACUCGGCCUCAGAGUCCAGUACCCCACGUAACCGGCGCCAGCUGCCUCAGACGCCCUCUCGUCCGCGGCCUUAUAUCUCCUAUUCUCCUCUCGUCUGCAAAGCUUUGACCUCUCCAACCACUGCCCCCACCUGUGAGGGGCAGUACCAGCCUCAGGACGCUCCCAGUGGUUCUACAGAGACCUCAUGGCGCGCUGAGGAGAGCAGACCCCUGUCGGCGGGUCACUGCUCAACCGGAGGUCAGAUUACAGGACCAAGCCACCCAUCGCCUCACCGCUACAUAUCAGAGCCCUAUCUCCCGUUCCAUGAGGACUUCAGCGGUGAUGAUUCAGGUGAGAGGCAAGAAACACUGACCUUUGAGUCUGCCAUGGCCACCAGUCUGGGACGGGCCAACGCCAUAAGCUCUGCCCCUCAGCUCAGACACUCCUGGCAGGUUCCCAAUGGUCAUGUCCGGAAGCACUUGGUCCAGGGGAGUCCGACCGACAACAGUGAGCUGCUAAGUGACACAGAUGAGGACGACCGCUGCUAAAACUCGGACACAAAGAUGCAAACGAUGCACAGUGCAUCUGGGUACACCAGAGCGGCUUCAUAGCACCGCAGGGAGCAGAUUUAGCUCCGUUGAGGCUCGGAGAACUUUACGUUCUCAGCACCCGUAGCAUUAUAGCCAGACUGUGCAACACUGCUGUUCAUCUGGACAACUGUGUCCAUCUUCACAUGUCCAUGUGUGUUCAUAGUAACUGAAGGGAAUCUAGACAUUUGGACCUGAAUGCCUGUUUACAUGUGUGUGCUCUUAAUAAAGAAUGUGCCAAAAAAAGUGAACAGCAGAUGGGGACCCCCAAAACAUAAGUAGCCCACUGCCCCUAAAUUAAUGUGUUGCAGCUCCUCCCCAAACAAGUGUUUUGUUACAGAACAAAAAUACGGUGAGAUGUCUGUCUGACAUGUCCAAAUGUUUCCAAAAAAAUCCAAUUAAGUGCAUUUUGUGGAAGUGAAAAGUAGAGGUAGUAUAUACACGUGUAAUAAGAUGGAUGUAUUGUAGUUUUAUGUUCAUCUUUAUUGAGUGGGUUGCUGUUAAGUCUUUGCAGUGCAUAGUUGUGGGAGGAGAAAGUUCAGUGGUCAAGCAGCCAUUCCUGACUUUUCCUGUUUACAGUAAGAGUUUCUACAAGAUUUGUGGGCAUUAUAGAGCUUGAUCUUUCUGUUAUAAUGUGAAAACAAUGUAUAAGCUUGAAAAACGUAUGAUAGAUGUUUUGUCUCAGGAUCUGGGGACAUCCAGUAUGUAUUAUAAUGACCUGACAAGUCCAGAAAAAGCUAGGAACUACAUUUUAUAUUUCAAUUUCAACAUAACAAAGUCAUAGAGAGAGCUGAAAUUUUUAUUUAAUCUGUUUUGCUCACAGCCUCCACUAGCCACGUCCAGCAAAGCAGCCAUGUCCCAGUGAUGCUGCCAUGUGAACCAAGCCAAAUGUUUGUCCAAUCUCCAUGUCUCUGUGCUGGAACGCCACGCUUGAUGGCAUAAAAGAGAGCUAAUUUAAGCCAUUUUCUUGUACACAGAGCGAGGGAUGUGUUGCCUUUUUUCCUGUGAUGAUCAAUGCUAUGAAUAAUAAUUGUCAUACUGCCGUACAUGGACACUUUAACAGACAUCACAGCCGUGCUGUUGUUUAUUUCUCACUUACAUGUUGUUCCCAAUAAGCUUAUGUCUGCAGAAACAUUGUAAUUGUAUUUUCUGUGCUUGAGAGCUUUAGUAUUUUUACAUGCAUGACCAUGCAGCUGCCUGAUUACUUUUGGUGUUCAAGAAUUUUUUACCACAAAGUUAUUAGAAAACACAUGUGUAAAGACACUAUAUUGUGUAAAGUAUUUAGUCACUUGUCACACAAAAAUGUAAACUUUUGUGACAUCCCAUUCUUAUUUCAUUGGAUUUAAUAUGAUGUUGGCCCUUUCUUUGUAGCUCUAACAGCUUCAGUUCUUCUGGGAAGGCUUUCCACAUGGUUUAGACGUGUUUUUAUUGGAUUUUUUAAUCAUUCUUCCAGAAGAGCAUUUUGGGAGGUCAAACACUGAUUUUGGACGAGAAGGCCUGACUGUAAUUUAUCCAAUAGGUGUUUUAUUUGUUGAGGCAAGGACUCUGUGCAGGCCACUCAAUUUCUUCCACACCAAAUUCACUCAUCUAUUUCAUGAUCUUUUUUUUGCUUUGCUUUGGUGGUGUGUUUUUCUUUAUUUUAAAAUGUGUCCCUCUUUGCUUUCCAGAUUCAGUUCAUUCUUUAGUUUUAGUUCUGUAUUUUAAAUGUUCUGAAUGUUUUAUAGUCUUUGUUUCCCUGGUUCUUUGUAUCUUCCGUUAAUCUUGGUAAUCUCUGUAGUAUUUUGUGUUUCUGUGUAUGAAUAUGUUUGCACUCUCCUAGUGUUGACUGUGUCCUGUUAGUGCUAGUUUUCUUUGUACCCCGAUUUAACCAGUACUUUCUCUCUGUGUCUCAGCACUCCGCUAUCACCAGCUGUGUCUCAUUAUCUCAACUGCCUUGCAUUCUAGUACACAAGCUCCCCAGCAUAAAUACUACUCUUUUCUUAUUUUUUCCUGUUUUUGGAUUUUCCCCUUGACUCAGUUUGUUUGUACAUUUUUUGAUUUUCCCAAUUCUUUCAGUAAAACAUGGUAUUUUUACCUGCCUGACCGCUUCCACCUCUGCUUCACCAUCAUAUGACAGUUUCCAGGCCUUACUUUGUGCUCUCCAACAGUCAUGUUAACAUCUCUGAACUGUUCUCACAAAGCUGGCACCCUGAAAUAUUCCAAAAUGUUUUGGAAGAGUGAAACAUUAACAGUUACUUUCAAUUGAAAUAAGAGGCUGAACCCAACUCCUGAAAAUCAGCUUGAGACCAUAUUCCGUCCUCCACCAAACUUUGCCCUUCACAUAAUGCUGUCUUGCAAGUGUUGUUCUCCUGACGUGAGGCUUGGAUGCAGCGACUCAGCCACUGAAACUCAUUUUAUGAAGCUUGCUGAAUCCACUCAGUGAUUUUAUGUGGACUAGAAUUUGGUGGCUAACUUGUAGCUGUCCAUUCACUUCAACUUUGUUAUAAUGCCAUCACUUCAACUUUGUUAUAAUGCCACUAACAGUAGAAUAUUACGUAUCGAGGAAAUUGCAUUUCUGGAUUCAUUGCACCGAUGGCAUCCCAUCACAAUACCACGUUUAAGUUCUUUAGUGACCUAUUCUUUCCUAGAUGUUUGUAGAACCAAUCUCAAUGUCUUGCUGCUGGAUUUAACACAGCUGUGACCAAGGAGACAACUGAAAAACCUGAAAUCAAUGACUGGGAUGGGUGACCUAAUACUUUUAGCAAUAUGGUGUAUUUGUUUCUCAUUCCCGGCAUUCACUCUCCACUUACUUUAAACAUUACAAAACUUCAGACAAUUUGUUGUUCCCUCUGAUUAUGAUGAAUAUUUAUAUCAUGUGCUGUUGUGUUGUUGAAAUAUAAUGAGUUUUAAAUGUGAACCCAAAACAUAUCUGGACUAAGGAGCCCUCUGAAAGAAAUGUAUUUUAGCAGAAAAGACUCUGAAGUGUGUUUUACAGUAAUCAGGUUAGUUUACUGCCUCUCCUUGUAGUGUAUAUAGUAUACAUUACAUAGAACUGUCCUAAACAUGUACAGUGCAGCUUAGGACUUAACUUGGAUGUCUGUCUGUGCAAACAGCCUAAUCUGUGCCUGGGAAAGCUCAUUCAGGGUUCCCUAUCAAGACUGGAUUAUUUAGAUAGACAAGCCCUCUGGUAAAUAUGUAGUAUAAGCUGUACAAAAGUAAAUCCAUCUUUCAUCUUUAGUACCUUUGAUUUCUACUGUAAUUAUCAUGCCUGUUUAUGACUGUUUACAGAUACAUUAAGAAGAUACCUUGUCUUAUCUGCGCCGAAUUAAAUUAAAUUAGUAUGAAUUGUUAACACACAGGCCUGCAGGAGUGUUUCUGUAAUUAAGAACAGGGUGAUGCCAUUUAGGACACAGACUGCAAGGUCUAGCAUUGAUCCUUCAAAAAUAAAACUUGAAAAAAACUGGCAAAUCUGCCUCAUUUAUGUCAUGAAUGCGAUCUAAUUUAUUUAUAAAUGUCUAUAACAACCUUUGCAUGUUUGCAAAUGAGCUUUGCAGUACGCAUAAAGAUGUCAAGUAUAAAUCUGUGAAAAAACUUUACAAAGUCACACAUUAAAAUGCGAACAAAUGUUGAUAUUUUUAUAAACAGAUUCUAAGCUGGCUGUGCAGUGGCGCAGUUGGUAGCACUGUUGCCUUGCAGUAAGACGGUCCUGGGUUUGACUCCUGGCCAGAGAUCUUUCUGCAUGGAGUUUGCAUGUUCUCUUCGUGCAUGCAUGGGUUCUCUCUGGGUACUCCGGCUUCCUCCCACAGUCUAAAGACAUGACUAUUAGGUCAAUUGGUCUCCCUAAACUGCCCUCAGGUAUGAAUGGGUCUGUGCAUGAUUGUUUGCCCUGUGGGUCUCUGUGUUGGCCUGGUUGCUAAAUCUGGAUAAAAUACUUAAGUUGUUCUGGUGUAAGUUGUUGAUUGCCAACAGUAAGGAAGGAAGCAUACACACAUAUUUGAAGUACCUAUUAUUCUGUUGAGAGAUGAGGUUUUUUACUUUAUUUCUCUAAAUAAAAGUAUAUAUUUUUAAUCAGGUUCAGUCUGUUGGUGAGCCAUUAAGCAGAGAAAUAACUCACACCUACCAGGUAGAGUACUUAAAGAACAAGAACUGGGAAGCACUGCUAUAAGACAUGGAUGCUAACCUGCUAAGAGACCUGCAGUAUUUUCUUCCCCCCUUUGAAACAUUAUACCUUAUGAAGUCACCAAGUAUGAAACUUUAGGAUCACAUGUAUUGAUACAUGUGAAAAUAAAAUUCAUUUUAAUUAGCUGUAGAAUUCUGAUUCAGUCUUUAUCUGUUGUCAUUUAGUUGUCUGUUAUUAUGAAAUCAUGAAAAUUCUUACACUUAAAAUAAUUAAACCGUAUUUAAGGGUUUUUUACCGGCAGAUCAGAAAUCUAAUUCUUUAAUUUAUUAAAGAUUUUAUAAAUUUUUUUAUAAUUUAGGCAUUUUUUGCAUAGCUUGGCAUGAAUAAAAUUUUCAAAUGAUUAUUAAAAAUGUUCAAAUUGCAAUUUAAUCAAGAAACUUUUGUAUAUAUCUAGUAUUUAGACAUGCACAUUAUAUUACAUUUACAAUCUGUCGUAACAUUUGGGACUUUGUGUUUUGCUUUAUUUUAGGAUAUGUCACCCUUUUCUUUUUAUUUUCAAUUCUUUCCACACUUUUAAGAUUUCUCAUGUUCUUGUUCUUCUCCUUUGUAUUUUAUAUGUAUUUAUAUUCUGCUCCCUGGUUCCCUGUGUGUUUUAUCAGCCAUUUCUCCCAUUUUCUCAUUUUAACACCAGUUACCUGCUUUCCCUCACAGCUGCAACCUUUUUAUAAUCAACCAUCUGCUCCUUGUUCAGUAAUCAACACUCCAGCUUAAAUAUCUCUCAGUUAGUCAGUUCUUGGUCAGGUCCCCUGUUGUGGCACACAGCCUGCUCCCUUGUGGAGCUUUUUUUGAUUUACUAUUUUGGAUGUCCCUUGGGCCUUAGUCUUUAUACGUUUUAUUAGGUAUCAAGUACUUUAUUAAGUAAAACUGAUUAUUUUCA
Molecule: messenger RNA, 12771 nt
Organism: Girardinichthys multiradiatus
Lineage: Eukaryota; Metazoa; Chordata; Actinopteri; Cyprinodontiformes; Goodeidae
Gene: cacna1ea
Product: voltage-dependent R-type calcium channel subunit alpha-1E
Exons: 48
Coding region: 137-7696 (2519 amino acids)
Biological process (GO): calcium ion import across plasma membrane; chemical synaptic transmission
Cellular component (GO): membrane; voltage-gated calcium channel complex; neuronal cell body
Molecular function (GO): calcium ion binding; high voltage-gated calcium channel activity
Source: RefSeq, a predicted model, not a curated record